UAUACUAGUUGAUCUAGAAGGCAAGCACAAAUGGACAAUAUACUAUCAAAACAUGGUAUAGGCUUCUCAGGACCACAAACAUGAAGAAAAAAGACGCAGGGCCUUCAAACUCAAGGAUCCACCUAUGUAAAAAAAUUGGGGCAGUUGAUGUGCUACCAAGCGGCAAAUAGUUUAUUUAGAGAGCUUGUAAGUGUGUUUUGCCGGUUAAUGUCAAUCUGAAAUGAAGAGGAAUUGAUUUCUACCCUACCCGCCUUUGUUGUGGUGAAGACGAAGAAACUACCACCCAUGCCCUUCUCUCAUACAACAAUAUCAAGAGAAUCUGGUUUGCCUCGCAACUUAACAUCCAAGUCCCAGCAAACCUCCAAGACAACUUCCAUUUUUUUAUAGGCAAAUGUUAAUUGUUAGUAAUGUUAGUAAAUUAGUCUUCCUCAAGGUUCGAACCCUGACCCUUCACCUGCAAUUACCCUUAGCUCAACCAUGUCCAUAACUGGCUAGAACAAAUUCUCGAACACCGUGACAGUCCGGUUCAACCGUUCAAUACCAACCAAGUGUAUGACCGGUUCAGUUUCAAAAUACUUGCUAGUUGCUACAUGAUCAUGGAUGUCUGAACUCUGAACCACAGUGGUGGUGAAGUAAACCAAACCGAUGGAGUUUCUCAAACUCCGACGACACUGUCCUCGCUCCGCCGCGUUCCUCCCUCCGCGCCUCGCUCUCCGCCAUUUCACCUCCUCCACCGACGAAACCGACGCCGAGCUGGUCUCAAAGAUCCUCCUCCAACACCACAACCCUUUCCACGCCAUGGAAUCCUCCCUCCAACUCCACGGCAUCACCCUCACCCCAAACCUCCUCACCCAAACCCUCCUCCGCCUCAAACACCACUCCAAAAUCGCACUCUCCCUCUUCAACUACGCCAAAUCCCUCCCUAACCCCCCUCUCUCCCACUCCUCCUUCCACCUCCUCAUCGACACCAUGGCCAAGGUUCGCCAAUUCGACCUCGCGUGGCAACUCAUCACCGAAAUGGACCAGCGCAGCCUCACCCCGAACCCCUCCACCUUCCUCGUCUUAAUCCGCCGCCUCGUCUCCGCCGGACUCACUCGCCAGGCCGUCAGAGCCUUCAACGACAUCGACGCCUUCUCCGACACCAAAACGACAUCCGAGCAUUUCACCGUUUUGCUCGACACGCUCUGUAAAUACGGCUACGUGAAGCUCGCCGCCGAGGUCUUCAACGGGAACAAGAGGCAUUGCAGGUUCAACCCCGACGUGAAAAUGUACACGGUUUUGAUAUACGGGUGGUGCAAGCUUGGUAGAGUUGAAACUGCUCAAUCGUUCUUGAAUGAGAUGGUGGAGCGAGGGAUUGAGCCGAAUGUUGUUACAUAUAAUGUUUUGUUGAAUGGGGUUUGCAGAAAGGUGAGUCUUCACCCGGAGGAGAGGUUUGAGAGGACUAUACGGGAUGCGGAUAAGGUGUUUGAUGAAAUGCGUGAGAGGGGGAUUGAGCCUGAUGUUACUAGUUUUUCCAUUGUUCUUCAUGUUUAUAGCAGGGCGCAUAAGCCGCAGUUGUCGCUUGAUAAAUUUAGGAUGAUGAAGGAGCAAGGGAUAUGCCCCACGGUGGCGUCGUACACUUCGGUUAUCAAGUGUCUUGCCUCGUGUGGGAGGCUUGAGGAUGCUGAGGGUUUGUUCGAUGAGAUGGUGCGGAGUGGAGUGAGCCCGUGUGCUGCGACAUACAACUGCUUCUUUAAGGAGUAUAGAGGGAGAAAAGACGCGGACAGUGCUUUGAAAUUGUUUAAGAAGAUGAAGGAGGAUGGUUUGUGCUCGCCGACCGCGCAUACUUAUGGUGUUUUGCUUCAGAUGUUUUUGAAAGCAGAUAUGAUUGGGGUUGUGAAGGAAAUAUGGAGGGAUAUGAAGGAGAGCGGGGUUGGACCGGAUUUGGAUUUGUACACGUUGUUGAUACAUGGAUUGUGUGAGAGGAAAAAGUGGAGGGAGGCUUGCCAAUUUUUUGUUGAGAUGAUAGAGAAAGGGUUUCUUCCUCAGAAAGUUACCUUUGAGACCCUUUACAGGGGCCUAAUUCAGUCUGAUAUGUUGAGAACUUGGAGGAGAUUGAAGAAGAAGCUUGAUGAAGAAUCCAUAUCAUUUGGCUCAGAGUUUCAAAAUUAUCAAUUGAAGCCAUAUAGGAGAUGAGUCAUUGCAUAUAAGCUAGCAGCUUAAUUUAGGGUGUACUUCAGCACUUCCAAAAGAGGAAGUGUGAUGGUCCUCCAAUUGAGGUCUGCCAAAAAGGAAGAAGAUAAGGGUAAAUUGGAAAACAAUGGGACUGGAAUUAGGAAAGAACACGUGAAUAUGAUGGAAAUGGAGGGUGGUGGGAAGACAAGGGUUCAUGAGUCGAUAUUACUGUAACAAUGAUAUGAGAAUUAAGAAAACAAAGCCCAUAUUUCAAUGAAAACUGGCUAAAGAUAUAGAUGUGGAAAAUGAAAGGAAAGUAUCAGAGGAGAGGACACAGAAAAGAAAAUGGAGAUGAAAGGAUUAAAGAGAAAGAAUCAGAGAAAGACAAACUAGAAGAAACAAAGACUUGGGGACUGUUUGAUCGCUGCUUUUGAAAACUGUUUUAUAUUUUCUUUUAAAAAAAACUUGUUUGAUGCAGCUAUUUUAUCAUAAUAGGUUUCAGAAACAGAUUCUUGUUUUUAGGUUCUCAGAACAUGAAAGCUGUUGUUGUUUUCAUUUUUCUUUUUAUUCCUUUUCUGAAAGAUUCUUGUUAAUGGUAAUUUUUGUAAAUAGUUAUUAAACUUAAAUGAAAUGGAAUAGGUUUCAGAACAAAUCAAAUGAUUGGCUGCAGGCCUGCACCUGCUAGAGAGUCUUCUUUGCAACCUUCUGAGGUAAAAGAUCGGCAAUAGAAGAUCGCCCUGCACGUCCAAACCUGUGAACUCAGGUUUUUUUUUCAGCUUGGUUUGUGUUGCAGUAUUAUGCUUUUGCACUACAUGUCCUUGCUGCACGUCACAAGGGAGCCUCUACAUAAAUCUUGACUCGCAUCCACUACUGUGAAGAAGGGAUCUGUUGAGGCACUGCAUCUCAGUUUGAAGAUGUUAGAACAUGAAUAGGGAAGAGGAACAGAGCACUGAAAACAGAAAAAGGAUGGAAAACCAGAGGCAGAAUCAGGGUAAAGCUGGGUUCCUUUACUACAUAUAUUUUCUCUAACCAUUGAUUUAUUGAUUGUAUCAAAAUCAUUGAGAAGUUGUGCAGUUCCUUAUCAACCCGUGCUGUAUAAAUAUAAUUAAUUGAUGAAAGCUAAACCAUUAAGGAUUGUGCAUGAGCUUUUUAAUAAAAGCCCCUGGAUGUGUAUAGUAUUUAAUCCAUCCAUUUACAUACUGAUUGAAGUGUUUUGAGUCUGGUAUGUGCCCGCAGCUUGAUUGAAAUUAUUUGCUGAUGACUUAGCUGAGAUACCGAUGUAAUGGUUAGUAAUAGUUACUAAAUGAUGUUGUUCUCUUU
This is a messenger RNA of Lotus japonicus, 3474 nucleotides long. Its product is annotated as pentatricopeptide repeat-containing protein At2g13420, mitochondrial-like. Gene Ontology annotation, molecular function: protein binding. The record is from RefSeq and is a predicted model, not a curated record. NCBI's taxonomy places the organism in Eukaryota, Viridiplantae, Streptophyta, Magnoliopsida, Fabales, Fabaceae. The transcript has 2 exons. The coding region runs from base 646 to 2175 and encodes 509 amino acids.